GACGCCAUAUGGCUGAGUUUGCCGGCCUCUGGCACAAAGUGCGUCUCCGAAGAAAUCCAGAGCAACGUCGUCGUUUUGGCCGAUUAUGUCGUCAUUUCCGAUGACCACGUCCACGCCAGCCCUACCAUUUCCGCUAAGGUGACUUCACCUUAUGGCAAUAACCUCCACCACAAGGAAAAUGUCACACACGGCCAAUUUGCAUUUACAACUACUGAGGGUGGGAAUUAUUUGGCUUGUUUUUGGCGGGAGGGCCUUACUUCAGGUGGUGGCGAUAUAAGUAUCAAUAUUGAUUGGAAGACAGGUAUUGAUGCAAAGGAUUGGGAUUCAGUUGCAAGAAAAGAAAAAAUUGAGGGUAUUGAGCUUGAGCUAAGAAAGCUUGAAGGAGCAGUUGAGGCCAUCCAUGAAAAUCUUUUAUAUCUUAAAACCAGAGAAGCCGAGAUGAGAAUUGUAAGUGAAACAACAAAUGCUCGCGUGGCUUGGUACAGUUUGAUGUCACUGGCAGUCUGCAUUCUGGUUUCAGCUGCCCAAAUAUGGCGUCUAAAACGAUUUUUCCAAAAGAAAAAGCUAAUUUAGCGAGAGGGAAAAGAAAACACUAGAUCACGGACCUUGUAUUUUAUCUUUCAUCUGUUCUACUCGUAGAACUUUUUGCUCUGCAUAACGAAGUUUUCGUCUGGAAUCAAAGAUGUGUUACUUUUAUUGUGUGAAA
This is a messenger RNA of Salvia hispanica, 706 nucleotides long. RefSeq names its product transmembrane emp24 domain-containing protein p24delta3-like. NCBI's taxonomy places the organism in Eukaryota, Viridiplantae, Streptophyta, Magnoliopsida, Lamiales, Lamiaceae. The record is from RefSeq and is a predicted model, not a curated record.